CUCAACUAGAUUUGGGAGCGCGGUUUGUUGAAAUAAGAUGUUAAAAAAUCUGAUCAAAGUAACCGAGUCUGCUGCGAAAUCUAAACAUUUUAAUUAAGUGUGCUUUGAAUGUAAUUGAGAAAUGUCUUCAAGUACGACUUUUCCCUUUAGAGAUAAAUAUAUCAGUUGUCCUCCAGAGAGUCAGCACAUGUACACUGCUGAUAUCAGGACAAAUAAAGUGCCUCUCAUCAUUGACAAUGGCUCCUAUCAAUGUAGGGCUGGCUGGGCUACAGAAGAGCAACCUCUUCUGAUUUUUAGAAACCUUGUUGCUAAGCAACGUGGUAAAAAAGAAGUGGUACAGGAGACUCGAAUUGGCCAAGACAUCUCAAACAUUGAGGUUGUACGGUGGAUGUUAAAAAGUCACUUUGAUCGAGAUGUUGUUGUGAACUAUGAUCUCCAGGAACAAGUGUUCGAUCACUUAUUCUCUCAUCUUGGUAUAGAAGGUCAAGGGUCAUUGGAUCAUCCUAUUGUGUUGACAGAAGCUGUUUGCAAUCCAAGUCAUUCAAGACAAUUAAUGAAUGAGCUGCUGUUUGAAUGUUAUCGUGUACCGUCUGUGGCAACAGGUGUUGACUCCCUCUAUAGUUUGUACAACAACAGACCAGAAUCAAUGGCAUCCGAUGGAAUCAUUCUAUCCUCUGGAUACCAGACCACUCACGUACUUCCGUUUGUUGAUGGUAAACUGGACAUUACACAAUGCAGAAGGAUCAACAUUGGUGGAGCACAGUCUGUAGCAUUCCUGCACCGCCUAAUGCAGCUAAAAUAUCACAGGCAUUUUGCUGCCAUUAAUCUUAGCCGAUCGGAGGAAAUAUUGAAGGAACACUGUUAUGUUGCUGAGGAUUUUAGUGCUGAACUGAAUCAAUGGAGUAAUCAACAGUACUACAACAAACAUGUCCACAAAAUGCAGUUGCCAUAUACUCCGCUUCCAGGUUGGUCAACCGGUGACAAGACAGAACAGAGGAAACAAAGAGUUCAGAGACUACAAGAAAUUAAUGCUAAAAGGAGGGAAGAAAAGUUGACUGCAGACCAGGAGAAGUUGCAGCUUCUGUCAGAAGCGCUUGCUGCCCUAUGCGAGGAGGAUGAAGAUGAAGAUGCCAGAUCUAAACUUCUAGAAGAAGUUGGCUUUACUAGUGAAGAGGAGAUAACACUGGCAGUAACAAAGCUGACAGCAUCCAUCCACAAAGCCAAAGAGAAGAUGUAUGCCAUUGACAGCAAGGACAAUAUGUCAGUUGAGGCUGUAGAUAACACUGAUUACGACUUGCUAGGAAUCCCAGAUAAAGAUCUCACAGCAGAGAUGCUGGAAAAGAAAAAGAGGCAACAGAUGAUGAAGAGCAUACAAGACACUCUGACACAUACCAAGAGAGGGAGGGAAGAGGUCAGGAGCAGGAUGGAGGAAGGACUGAGGCUCCUGGAGGAAAAUCGAGAAGAGGAUUUCCAGAAAUGGUUAAAUAAUAUUAAAUCACUUAAGCAGGAGAUAUUAAAUGAAAGAAGUCUACGACAUCAAAGAAAGAGCAACCAAACAAAGCGAGGGAGUGUGGAGGCCCAGGAAAGAAUGAAAAGGCUUGCUCAACUUGCACAGGAUACUAAAAAGAAAGAAGACACUUUUGGAAUGAAUGACGAAGAUUGGGAAGUUUAUAAGGAAGUGAGUCGUGAUGGUGGAGACAGUGAUUCUGAGGCUGAGCAAGAGAAGCUGUUAGAACUUGAGCAGAUACUGCAAGACUUUGACCCCAGCUAUGAAAAAGAAUCUAACCCAACAUCCAGUCAUUUUGAUUUAGCUGAAUAUUAUCAACUCCACUUAGGAACUGAGAGGAUACGAGGUCCUGAGAUCCUGUUCCAACCUUCCAUGCUGGGCUUAGAUCAAGCAGGCCUAGCUGAGACCUUAGAGUUUGUUCUCAGUAAAUAUAGCCCAGAGCUUCAGCAUAGACUAGUACAGAAUAUAUUCAUAACAGGUGGGAACGUGACUUACUCAGGAAUUGAGGACAGAAUGAAGAAAGAAUUACUAGAGAUGCGACCCUUUAAAUCGUCUUUUAAAGUUUACAAAGCUGCUGACCCAGUUCUUGAUGCUUGGCUUGGCGCAAAAAAAUGGGCAAGUGAUCCAGAUCGACUGAUUUCAGGAAGUUGUUUGCGGGCAGAAUAUGAGGAGAAAGGGGGUGACUACCUAAAGGAACACAUUGCAUCUAACAUUUUCCUACCACUUUUAAGGUGAUGCAUGCCAAAAAUGUGUGAAGUGGUCAUAAGAAAGAGAAAGACCAGCUUCUAAACUGGUAGCCACUAAGUAUGCACUGAACUCUGAAACUGUUGUUGGUUCACUGCUUCACUUUCCUGCAGUGCAUUGCAUUUUAUCUAGAAGACUGAUUGCAAUAAAAAAAAAAAUCUUGAUGGGUGAGACGUUUAUCAUAGUUUUUUGGAAAUCAAGGCCAGGAGUCAAUUAGUAAAACACUACUGUAUAUUCACCACCAACCAGCACAGUGUAACAUCCAUUGCGGCAGACUGUACCAGUAUUCCAACUAGAUGCACAAGGUACACAACUAAAAUGGCAAAUUAAAUACAGGAAAUUCUUAAUUAAUUUAAUUGGAGAAUUAGAAUAUUGGCUUGACUCUUUGCAUGGGUUUGGAUGUAUAGCUCUCACUUUUUUCUAUGUUAAAACCAUGCUGUGUAAAUAACUGCUUAAAAGAAUUCAUUUUUAAAAUGAUAUGUUCCUUUAUUUAAUUUGCAAUUUUUUUCUUAUACUAACAUCUAAUAAGCUGCAGGCACACAUUGUAUGUAGUAUGUAUGUUUAUUAACAUUUCACACUUGCACAAAGUCCAGCAAAUACUGGCAUGAGAGACUUCUACCUAGUACAAUAAAUAGGGCAUGGAAUAGCAUUUACAUGCAUAAGGACAUACAGCGUGAAUGUUCAAGGACAUGCCAGUACAAAAUGGUACUAAAAGUCUUCACAAUUUUCUAAAAUUUUGUUUGCAAAAACUUUAUAAGAUAUAUAUGCCAACAAGUCUCCCUCCAAUUAAAUACCACUUUCGAGACCAGAGUUUCCAUGGACUUUAGCAGAUUUAGUGUCUAAUUAGAAUAAUGAAAAUAAGACAAAUAAUAAAAAUAAGACAAAUUUGUUAAUAUGGGACAUCACAAAAGUGGUCUUUAAUUAGAAGACCUUUAUUCCAAAAUUGAGAUACAUUGAUGAAGUUAUUCUUAACAAUCAAGCCUUAAUUUGGCGCUGUACAUAUGGUAGAUUAAAACUUUAGUGCAAUGAGCAAUAUUUUGAUAGCUGAAUGCCUAUAUCUUAUUAUUUUAUUAAUUCAAAUGUGUUAUAUACAGUAGUCAAAAAAAUGCAGGUCCCUA
This is a messenger RNA of Anneissia japonica, 3369 nucleotides long. RefSeq names its product actin-related protein 5-like. Gene Ontology annotation, cellular component: cytoplasm; Ino80 complex. The record is from RefSeq and is a predicted model, not a curated record. Lineage: Eukaryota; Metazoa; Echinodermata; Crinoidea; Comatulida; Comatulidae. The transcript has 16 exons. Gene Ontology annotation, biological process: regulation of DNA-templated transcription. Bases 122 to 2242 code for a protein of 706 amino acids.